Messenger RNA from Penicillium manginii, 2427 nucleotides. Its product is annotated as beta-glucosidase. The record is from RefSeq and is a predicted model, not a curated record. Gene Ontology annotation, biological process: glucan catabolic process. The transcript has 2 exons. The coding region runs from base 1 to 2427 and encodes 808 amino acids. Gene Ontology annotation, molecular function: beta-glucosidase activity. Lineage: Eukaryota; Fungi; Ascomycota; Eurotiomycetes; Eurotiales; Aspergillaceae.
AUGAAGUCUAUCGUAGGACUUGCUGCUGUGCUGCAACUAGCAGUACAUGCUUCUGCACAGGAUGGCCAAUCCAGUCCCUCUGAACUCGAGAAUUUCUGGUCUUAUGGCCGUUCAGAAUCGGUGCCGAAUACACCUGUUGCAAAGGGAUUAGGAGAUUGGUCCGAUGCCUAUUCCAAAGCCCGAAAGCUCGUUUCCCAGAUGACCGAUGAAGAGAAAAAUAACAUUACUUACGGACACGAAUCAACAACUACUGGAUGCUCAGGGGUCACUGGCAGCGUUCCGAGGUUGGACUUUCCGGGUAUCUGUUUCCAAGAUGCCGGUAAUGGUGUUCGUGGGGUUGAUAUGGUUAACUCUUACCCGGCUGGUAUCCACACCGGUGCGUCUUGGAACAGGGAUCUUGCCCAUUCUCGGGGAGAGCACAUGGGCGCUGAAUUCAGGCGAAAGGGUGUCAAUGUGGCAUUAGGUCCUGUUGUUGGGCCUGCAGGCAGACUCGCCUCGGGAGGUCGCAACUGGGAAGGCUUUGGAAGUGACCCUUAUCUUUCAGGAGCUCUCGCGGCAGAGUCUGUCCGUGGUCUGCAGCAGAAUGUCAUUGCAUGCGUCAAACAUCUCAUUGGAAAUGAACAGGAAACUAGUCGGAACUCUCCACAGCUAUUGGAAGGCUCGCAUAACCAGUCUCUUUCAACGAAUAUUGAUGACAAGACGAUUCAUGAGCUCUAUCUCUGGGGAUUCCAGGAUGUUGUCAAAGCUGGUGCUGGAUCAGUCAUGUGCAGCUAUAACCGUAUCAACAACAGUUACGGAUGUCAGAAUAGCAAGGUUAUGAAUGGCUUGCUCAAGGGAGAACUCGGCUUUCAGGGGUUUGUGGUGUCUGAUUGGACUGCCCAGCACACCGGUAUUGCCAGUGCAAAUGCAGGCAUGGACAUCGCCAUGCCGGACUCCCAGUAUUGGGAGAAUAACACGCUAGCCAUAGCUACCAAAAAUGGUUCGAUGCCCGACUUCCGACUUGAUGAUAUGGCAACACGCAUCAUCGCCUCUUGGUAUAAAUAUGCCGAGAUACCAAACCCCGGUCAUGGUAUUCCUGUUAGUCUGCUCGAGCCUCAUAAUCUCGUCGAUGCCAGGGAUCCAAAGUCAAAGAAUGUCAUUCUUCAAUCGGCCAUUGAAGGUCAUGUUCUUGUCAAGAAUACAGCAGGAGCCCUUCCUCUGCGAAAGCCGAAGUUCCUCUCACUCUUUGGAUACGACGCUAUUCCUUCUCCUUUGAAUACUGCGGAUGACGGCUCGUUAGGUGGCUGGUCGAUGGGCCUUCAAAAUGCUCUUACAUAUCCCAAUGGCAGCGCAGUGAAUAACGAAACUGAGAAAUACAUGUUUUUGUCGAGCACGAACCCCAACUUCCGUGGUCCAGGUGUCGCGUUCAACGGCACACUCUUCGUUGGAGGUGGUUCGGGCGCCAGUACACCUGCCUACAUCGAUGCCCCACUCCACGCGUUCCAACGCCAGGCAUAUGAUGACGAUACUUUCAUGGCAUGGGACUUGAUUUCUCUUGAUCCACAUGUGAAUCCUGCCAGUGAGGCCUGUCUUGUCUUUAUCAAUGAGGCCGCCUCCGAGGGCUGGGAUCGACCAUAUCUUGCAGAUCCGUCUUCAGAUAAGCUUGUUAAGAAUGUUGCAGCCAAGUGCUCAAACACUAUGGUCAUAAUUCAUAAUGCAGGGAUUCGCAUUGUGGACGAGUGGAUUGAAAACCCCAACAUUACUGCUGUGCUUUAUGCCCAUCUGCCAGGCCAAGAUAGCGGCCGGGCUCUGGUCGAGGUCAUGUACGGUAAGCAGUCUCCUUCUGGCCGCUUGCCGUACACCGUCGCCCGCAAAGAGUCCGAUUACAAGGAGCUUCUUGAGCCGGUCAUUCCUUCGGGCACGCAGAACAAAUACUAUCCUCAAGACAACUUUACCGAGGGAGUCUACAUUGAUUACAAAGCCUUUAUUCAAAACAACAUCCAACCACGCUUUGAGUUUGGAUAUGGAUUAACCUAUUCGAACUUCUCAUACUCGAACCUCGAUGUCGGUGUCCAUUCCAACGCAGACUUGCAGUACAGUGCUACAGGAAGUGGUGCAAAAAUUUCAGAAGGAGGCUCUGAGGCGCUAUGGGACAUUGUCGCCAACGUCAAUUGCACUAUUCACAACACUGGAAAAUUUCGCGCCGCAGAGGUUGCUCAACUCUAUGUGGGUAUCCCAGGAGGACCCCCAAAGGUUCUUCGUGGGUUUGAGAAGAAGACCAUUGAUUCUGGCAAGAAGAAGCAUAUUCAAUUUGACUUGACGCGCCGUGAUCUCAGUCAGUGGGAUGUGGAAAAGCAGGCCUGGGGACUUCAGGCUGGGAGGUAUCCCAUCUAUGUCGGGAAAAGUGUUCUUGACAUCCAGCUACAUGGAGUUUUAGAUCUCUCUUGA